AAACGGAAUGCUUUACAUAUUAGUUCUAGCAUAGUUGUUUACCUUAGUUGUAGUUUAGGAUCCUGUUGAUAAAUUGUUUGAGUUUUAGUAACUGAUGAAAUAAAAAACCAAAGUUUCAAGUAAACGUUUUUGAACUAUUGUAUUACUUAGAAUAAAAAAUUAGUGAAUAUGAUAGUUCAGACAUAUUCAGUGAAGGAUAUAUAACUGUAAGUGAAUAAUCUGAUGAGGAAGAUGGAUAUGAAUAAUAUGAAGAUAUUUCACAAUAUGAUGAAGUAGAUGAAUCUAAUGAUGAAUCAGAUGAUGAUGAGAUGAUUAUAGAAUAAUAGAGAAUAGAAUAAUAGAAAAUGGAAUAAUAGAGAAUAGAAUAAUAGAAAAUGGAAUAAUAACGAUUAGAAUAAUAGAGAUUAGAAUAAUAAAGAUUAGAAUAAUAGAGAUUAGAAUAAUAAAUGAAGGAAUAAUUGGAAUAAUAAAGAUUAGAGAAAUUGAAAUUGGAAUAACAAUAAUAAAUCUUAGAAAAUGAAAAGAAAAAAAAGUAAAUUAUUGAGAUACCAGAAUAAUGGAGUGAUGAUGAUGAUUAAGUUAUAUAGUUACCUAAAUAAUAAAAGAAAAGGAAAUAAAAGAAACAAGAAUUUGAUGAUGAUGAAAUAUUAGAAGUUUUAAAUUCUGCUAAAAAGACUAAAGUUUAAUCACUUGAAGAUUUAGAGGAAAUGGAAAAAAAAAUAGUAAAGAAGAAAAAGAAGAGAGAAUAGGUUCCACAAGAAGAAUUUGUUUAGAAAGUACCAGCAUAAAAUUAAACCUUUAUACAUUUUAAUAAUAAGAAUAAUUAUCUAGAAUUAGCACCUUGUAGCAAUAACCCAAUAUAAUAAAGAGCUUGUAGUUUAUGUAAAAGUGAAGUUGGAUACUAAUUAGAUGAUGACAAUUGGUAUAUGAUUGGUUUAUAACAUGGAUAUAAGAAGGAAUUUCUUUUAUUGAUUGAGAUCACUAAAUAAUCUUUUGGAGAUAGUCAAUUAUAUUUGAGUUUUUCAUCUAAUGGAUCUGCUUGUAUGACUAGUGAUACUUUAAAAUAGGAUAUUGAUGUUGAGAAUGUCUUAUAGAGAUUCUCUAGUAAAUCAUGGAGACAUUUCAUUAAAAAUGAAUUAUUUGCACUUCCAUAAAAAUUAGAAGGAAAAAGUUUUCAAUUCAAAGCUAUAUAUUAGAAUAAAUAAUUUGCAUUUUCAGAUUUUGAGAUAAAAUUUUCAUCGAAUCUGAUUUAGGAAUUGAAAUCCUAUGCUAAAUAAGAAGUUUCAAUUAGAACUAAUUCAGUUGAAUUCAUUUCAGAAUAAGUAAUAUAUUAUUAAUAAUUAGUUACAAUGCACAUUAAAUGGAUUGAUAAAAUAAUAAAAUGAUGAAUUGCCUUUCACUUUAAAAUUUAAAAAUGGUGAGUCAACUUCAGAACUUCUAAUUCCUAAUUGUUAGAUACCUUUACAUAAUGAUAUCUUGUACGGAGUUUCAGAUUUGUAUUUUGGAGAAUACUUUAAGGAGACCUUGCAAUCUAAACUUAAAGGAAACUUUAGAGGAGAUUUCAAUGCCACGACUUCAUUUGAAAAUGGAAAAUUAAAAGUGAGAUUGGCAAUGAAGAAAUUUAAUAAAUGAUUUAUGCAU
Paramecium sonneborni is the source of this 1641-nucleotide messenger RNA. The record is from the annotation of a GenBank genome assembly. Lineage: Eukaryota; Ciliophora; Oligohymenophorea; Peniculida; Parameciidae.